AAAGUAACUAGAACGUUUCAAAUCUGGUUUACCCGUGAAUUAUAUACCUGUGGAACGUCGAGAAACCUUUGAAGACUUCAAUAACGCCGUGAACACCUCAUCAAUCGCAAGUCUUUGAGAUUGAGCUCGCCCAUAAAAGAGGAACACCAGUCGGAAGAGUAGACCCUAAGCUGGCUCAUCCUUCAGACCAAAGCUAUACCCAUUCUACGCCUAACCUUUAUACCAGCUCAUCGUGUAUACCUCACAUCCAUCAUGCACUGCCUACCUCUCAUAUUCCUUCUCCUCCGUGUGGUAGUCGCGGCACAGAUCAGGGGCUAUCCGUGCGUGGGCGUUUCGCAAAACCUCACGAUAUCGCGGUUCUCUGGUCUGGCAGUUUUCAUCCCGUCCGACGAGCUCCUAGUGUUCCGGCUUGAAGCAGCAAUUAUCAGCCCCGAAAUCGUUCCUGAUAUUAACUCUACAACUAACAGGUUCACCACAUUGCAUGUUAGAAUAGUAGAUCUCGCGGGGAACGUCACCGAUGAGUAUCUUCGGCUAUGUGAUUAUAUCACCGUGUUGCCUCUGACCGCAAAUGCGAAUGGAAGCAUUUCUUGGCCAGGUGAAUUCGCGGGAUUCCCAGGCCUUGGUGGACCCAUAAAUAGCACAGGAGGCCAUCCCGGCUACCCGUUUGAACCAAAUGAAUCUCAUCCUUACCCCUCAGUCCCCCCUUCAUUCAUGCCCCAGCCACCUGCCAACAUCUCGCAUGUUCGCGCCCCCAACGACACAUCCUGCCCGCUCUACUUUGGUGACCGCUUUGUCCUCACGUACACUUUCCAUGCGCGCGACUACCGCUCGCGCGGCGCGUACACGGCCACAUUCUCCAUCCUCAGCGCCGAUGCGCAACCACGCAAACUCGCAUGCAACACCUUUGCUGUAACGCUCCCCAGCGCUACCUGGGUGGGAAUCUUCCCCGUGACAGCGGUGGCCGCGCUCAUUGUGUUCACCAUCUGCACCCACGCGUUCAUCAUUCAAAACUCUCCCUUCCAAGAAUCCUCUAACCCGUUUCUCUUCACCGUCUCGUCCCUCUGUAAUGGGCCGUUGCUCGACCUUCUUACGCCCAGCUACACAGACGUCAUCGCGUACUUUCAGCUCGUGUACUUUCUUGCGGGCUUGCACCUCCGCUACCCGGGCUAUUUCCGGCCGGCGAUGAAGAAGUUUGCGUACAUCCUGCUCAGUGACAUUCCGUUUGUGGGCAAGACAGUCCCAGCGGUGCGCGACCACGUGUAUGUGGGGUACUACGAGACGGGGCUCAAGGCAAUCCUCGUUUUUUCGUCGGGGUACGGGGGAAUCGCGUCAUACGCGUGGAUUAACUUUGUAAUUGCGUUUUUAAUUGCAACGGUGGUGGCUAUGGCGGCGGGGCAGGCGCAUCUAUAUAUGGCGACACGGCGCCAUAAUGCGCGUGUGCGCGACCCUUCUGCACGUAUCCACCUUUCCCAAAACCGCAAGCGCAACGUACUCCUCCUCCUCGGCUACUUUUACAUUGGCCUCUUCCAAAUUUUUUCCCUUCCCCUCUCUGUCUGGACGCUCUACCAGAUCCUGGAGCUCAUCCAGGUCGAUGCCUUCUUUCCCCAGCGCCAUAACAGCAUGGUCUGGUCCACCGCGCUCAGCAUCCUUGUCGCAAUUGUAGUGUUCUUCCAUCUCGUGUUCCUUCUCUACAACAUAGUGCGCCGCCGUGAUCGCCUCUACAACUCGCUCACGUUCAUGCUCCUCUAUGGUGCGCUCUACAGUCGCGUGCGUCCCACCAAGUUGUACUUUCUCGCGGUGACUUGCGGUGUCGGCUUCCUCCGCGCGGUUGUAAUCGCAACCAUCGCCAAUGGCUUCAUCCAGGUGAUACUAUUAGCCAUCUUUGAGAUCUUUCACAUGUGUGUGUUGGUCGCCAUGGGCCCCUACCACCUCCACACACUUCUCAGCUGGCACGUGCUCUUCCCGCUCGGCUGCCGCUUCUUGGUGGUGCUUCUCUGCAUCGCGUAUGUGCCGGAGUUGAACUUAACCGAGCACGCGCGCGCUAUUAUCGGUCUCUUCCACUUUGCCAUCCACGGCAUUGUUUUCAUUUACUUUUUGAUUCAAAACAUCAGGGUGAUUGUACUCACCGUGAAAGCGAGAAAGAACGAAAGCUUGUACGAGGAGGCAAAUAAGACUGAGACUAGUCAGAUGGGGAGCACAGGCUCCACCGACAGUGUGGACGAUGUGAAUAGGUUCUACCGUGGUGCUAGAGUGACCCCUGAAGUCCAGAAUAGCUUUUCGCCAGUGGUUGGAACAGAGCCGUGGUCACCUGAGGAGCUGGAAAUCUUCAGUAUGGGCAUGUCGGGCACAAGCUUGCCGCGUGCAAACGUGUCGCACGUUGAAUUGUUUGACCAGCAUUUCCCCGGAGUUUAUAACCUGAGCGUGCGCGACUACACAUUCCGUGAGAGCGAUCUUCGCUACAAAAAAGCGGCUUUCAAGGUUGACCCUGAGGUCCAGCAGUUGUGGGAGACCCGACGCCACCACCGCCAGGAGCGUAACCCGGUGUCUGGAAGAGAGAGUACGACGUAUCAAAGAGAGGAAUACCAGAGGGACCGGUCUUAUCAAGGAGCGGAAUUGUCUAGAGAAAUGGACGAAAGGGAUGUGCAUCAGCAGAGAGUACCGGAGAGCGGUAGAAUCAUGCUGGUACUUGCUUCAUUGGGCAGCUUUGUGAAAGGGUUCCGUCCGGUGCAAAGCGCCCCGAUUCAGAGUUUCCAGGUUUCGCGUCCAAAGCCGAUUGUGCUUCGGCCCGUGAGCUAUGCGAAACGGCACGAAUCGGCGGAUGAAACGUUGAUACUGCCCAUACUGCCUUUCAAGGCCCACAAGGAGGUUGGUAAUCCGUUUGAUGUGACUGUGGAGGAAGAAGAAGCUACAAAGAGGCGUCUUAGGGAUUCGCAAAUCGAGAUGGAUGAGUUUGACUUUUCGUACUAGGAGAUAGCUUAUUGUUAAUAGUACUCGGAUAAAAAGA
Molecule: messenger RNA, 3004 nt
Organism: Babjeviella inositovora NRRL Y-12698
Lineage: Eukaryota; Fungi; Ascomycota; Pichiomycetes; Serinales
Exons: 1
Coding region: 253-2967 (904 amino acids)
Biological process (GO): transmembrane transport
Source: RefSeq, a predicted model, not a curated record